AAUACAACAUACGCUUCAGGUGUUUGGAUUUUAAAUUAGUGAAUUUUUUUUUGUUCAGAGAAAUGUUUGUUUUGCAGGUAAUUGCGGUCGCUGCAUUAAUCUUUGUGUCAAUUGAGGCUCAAUUCAAUAGGAGGCCCAGACCAUUCAGCCACAGUAUCCCCUGUGAAGAGGUAGGCCCACCCCAGGGGGAUUCCCAGCAACUUCCAAUCGCCUGUGCAUUUGGAAUUUCAGAUGAGAAAUUAGGAAAUGACGAGUUGAAGCCAAUUUACGUGAGAGUUUCUUCUCCAAUCUCUUACACGCCCCUUCGCAAGACUUCCUCUUUGGUUUAUGUUGCACCGCCGAUCAUUAAAUCCUCGGGCUCUGUUAUUGCGCAUCGUAACAAUCAACAACAGCAGGAACACCCCAAAUAUUCCUUCAAUUAUGGAGUCCUCGAUGGCUACACAGGGGACACGAAAUCCGCGUGGGAGGAGAGGGACGGUGACACCGUGAAGGGAGAGUACUCCGUGGUGGAGGCUGAUGGUUCAAUAAGAACAGUCACUUACACAGCCGACGAUCUGAAUGGCUUCAACGCUGUGGUAACGAAGACAAGUCCCCCAAAGGGUCCACCCUCCAUCGACUCCAUCAAGCGGUUCUUUCCCCUGGUCAGAGGUGGAGUCCACAGUAUAAAAGUACAAAAGUAAACGACUUCUCAUCAUCAAAAACCCAUCCAACGGAUUUUCAUUGUGUGGACUUGUUCAUGAUUGAGUGAAACGAAUGACUGAAAGCCUGCGCUGGAUAACCAAUUGGAAAAAAAUGGGAAAUUGCUUUUGUCAUCACUUAAUGUAUUUUUGCUAAUUAAACAUUUAGUUAGCAAAGUUAGCAAGUUAGUUUUUUGAAACAUUUA
Molecule: messenger RNA, 883 nt
Organism: Diachasma alloeum
Lineage: Eukaryota; Metazoa; Arthropoda; Insecta; Hymenoptera; Braconidae
Product: cuticle protein 21
Exons: 4
Coding region: 63-680 (205 amino acids)
Cellular component (GO): extracellular matrix
Source: RefSeq, a predicted model, not a curated record